Molecule: messenger RNA, 984 nt
Organism: Blumeria graminis f. sp. triticale
Lineage: Eukaryota; Fungi; Ascomycota; Leotiomycetes; Helotiales; Erysiphaceae
Source: the annotation of a GenBank genome assembly
AUGGACACCUCAUUAUCAGCUAUACUUGGAUAUGCCAAGAUUCAUGAUCUUGAUAGCAUUGACCAGGAAAUGCUGAUUGAGGUAGAAGACGUGAAUUUCACUGAGACCGGAGUGAAAGAUUUUCCAGGAACGAAACCGUCCGCAUCAUUGCAAGCAGCCAACGCUCAUAUGCGAUUGAUCUUGACACUUGAUAAAGUAAUCAACUUCAUUUAUCCCAACAAUAGAGUUGGGACUUCCGCUAAUGAAGCUAUGGCUGCUGUGCAUGUUGUUGAUCACGGCAAAGUGCGGGAAAUCGAAAAUGAUCUUUGGCUAUGGUGUCAAGAGUUACCUGUUAGUACUCAUUCCAGCAGAAGUGAAGAAGUGCAUAAUUACCGCACUCGACAAUUUCUGAGCCUAGCCUAUGCUCACAUGCAGAUGAUGCUGUACAGACCGUUUUUGCAUUUUGUCUCCGGAAACGCUUUUGUGGACGAAAGUAAAAAUAAAACGUCACAGGCUUGCGCUUCGGCCUACUUCAAAGUCUGUCAAAAUGUGGUUCAAAUUGUGAAAGACAUACAAAAACGUGGGAUAGUCAUCGGACUGAGUUGGUUUAUGAUAAAUAUAACCUCAUUUGCCACUCUUUCCUUGGUUUAUUUAAACUGUCAACGGACUAAAUCGUCUGAACCACCUGAAACUGAUGUCGACGCUCGAGUAUUACAUGAAGUACCCAAGCUCAUAGCUCAAAGAAAGCGGGAUGCAUGCAGUUAUCUAUCAGCCAUAAAGGCUUUGUCUAAACAAUUAUCGCCAAAGACAAGCUCUACUAAUAGUACUGCAGUGCCACCAACUCAUUGUAAGGACAUAUCCUCUGUGUCGGCAAUUCUACUGGAUGAAAAAGAGAAAGGUGAAACCUGUUCUGACUUACGCCCAUGCCAUUCGAAAGGGACCCCUAAUAGUGAGCCUACAAAUCAAUUGUCAAAAUUUGACGAUGAAAGUGGCACCAAAAAUUAA